AUGUUUGAGGAUGAACAGUUUUAUAAUGCUAUGAAUGAUGAUGAAUAUGGAUUUGAUGAAUGGUCGUUCUCUGGACUAUUUCAAAAUCAGAUAUUUAGAGGAUAUUACAGGUGCUAUAGUGUCUCUAUGAUGGAAGGUAAUGAACGGAAUUCUGUAAAUUUUGGUGGAAAAGUUAUACUUCCUCCGAGCGUUUUGAAUAAACUUAGCCGCUUAAAUAUUUCUUAUCCUAUGCUUUUUGAGUUAAAAAAUACAGAAAAGGAUCGAAUUACACAUGCAGGAGUUUUGGAAUUUAUUGCAGAAGAAGGAAGAAUUUAUUUGCCUUUAUGGAUGAUGCAAACUCUUUUACUUGAACAGGGAGAUCUUUUAUCUGUUGUUAGUACAAAACUUCCUCUUGGAUCUUAUGUGAAAAUUAGACCUCAACACCCAGAUUUUCUUCAAAUUACAGAUCCUAAGGCUGUGUAUUUGUUAAUUAAUUAUUUUGAAAUGAAAUUAAUGAGCAUUAGACUAGAAAAUGCAUUAAGAAAUUUUUCUGCGUUAACUAAAGAAGAUAUAUUUCAAAUUAAUUAUAAUGAGCAGAUAUAUGAGAUAGAAGUAUUAGAUAUUAAACCGGAUGAUGGUAGAGGGAGUAUUUCUGUUAUUGAAACAGAUUUAGAAGCAAAUUUUGCUCCACCUCUUGGUUAUUCUGAACCUGAACCUGUAAAAAAGCUAAAUAAAUAUAAUCAUAAUAAAAUUUGUGGUAAUGUUGAGAAAAGUGUAAUGCUUGGAGAAGCACAAGCUUCUAGUACUUUAAAACCAAAGCGUGAUAAUGUUUUUUUAUCUGUAGGAUAUAAAUUAAAUGGAGAAUUUGUUGAAAAUUUUUCAGAAUCUACUGCAUUUGAUUCUAAAAUAUCUAGAAAAGUUGAUGAUGAUACACUUCCUGCUCCUCUAAGAGUUCCUUUUGGUACUCUUUUUUUUGGUUAUAAAAUAAAGCCCAUAGGGAAUAAUGAAGAUGAUAAGUUCAAUAAAGCUUUUUCUGGUGAAGGGCGAACAUUGAAAAAUAAAAAAAGAAAGUAA
Messenger RNA from Pneumocystis jirovecii RU7, 1053 nucleotides. RefSeq names its product polyubiquitin-binding protein UFD1. The record is from RefSeq and is a predicted model, not a curated record. NCBI's taxonomy places the organism in Eukaryota, Fungi, Ascomycota, Pneumocystomycetes, Pneumocystales, Pneumocystaceae. The transcript has 6 exons. Gene Ontology annotation, cellular component: VCP-NPL4-UFD1 AAA ATPase complex. Gene Ontology annotation, molecular function: polyubiquitin modification-dependent protein binding. Bases 1 to 1053 code for a protein of 350 amino acids.